GUUAGCAACACAAAGUACUGUAAUUAUAAAUAAAAAAGCGCCCAAUUUGAUUUGUUCAUCAUCAAUCACUUUUGCUAGCAUAGUAAACGGGGUCGGUUACGAGGAGAAUCAAAGGAAGCUCUUUUAAUUUCUCGUGGCAACGAUCUCAUCGACGUGUCAAACACUCGAUCCCUCACUCCGGCGACGACGAUGUAUCGAGCGGCGGCGAAACGUCUUCUCUCUGGUGGUUUCACAGCCACCCGCCUCCUCCGAUUUCCCAAGCUCAGGUCCACAAUCAUCCCUUACUCUUACACUUCCGGUCUCUGCACUUCCUCGAUGGGUGAUACUGAAUCGUCAAUGGGCAAUCAGUUUUCAAACCCUAAUCAGUCGGGCCCCACGGCGUCUUCUUCUGCGGCUACAGGGGAAGGACCUCGCCGACACGAGAGCAGAAAGCCGAGAGCCGAGUUCCAGGAAGAGCAGGCUCGAGUUCUCUCUGCGUCUCUCCGUCACGUGCCGAAAUUAGGUUGGACGGAGGAAGCGAUGAUGGCUGGUUCGAGAGAUGUUGGUGUGUCUCCUUCGAUUGUAGGGUCCUUCUCCAGGAAAGAAGCUGCGCUUGUUGAGUUCUUCAUGGAUGAAUGCCUAGAAUUGCUUAUCGACAGAAUAGAGUCUGGACUCGGUUUGCAAAACCUGAUCCCAAGUGAACGCAUCUCGGAGCUCAUCAGAAUUCGCCUAGAAAUGCAGGUCCCUUACAUGUCAAAAUGGCCUCAAGCUCUCAGCAUCCAAGCGCAUCCAGUGAACGUCCCUACCAGUUUUAAGCAACGGGCAAUGUUAGUUGAUGAGAUAUGGCACGCUGUUGGAGACGGAGCCUCGGAUUUAGAUUGGUACGUCAAGCGCACUAUUCUUGGAGGAGUUUACUCAACCACCGAGAUUUACAUGCUUACCGAUGACUCUCCAGAGCAUCGCGAUACAUGGGCGUUCUUGAAUGACAGAGUCAAAGAUGCUUUUGAUCUGAAGAAAAGCAUACAAGAGGCCAAGUAUUUUGCACAAGACAUCGGAGCUGGAGUUGGGAAAUCAGUUCAAGGACUGAUGAAUGGAGUUAUGCAGACGAUGUCCAGAAGUGGUGGUAGCUCUGCGUUUUGAAAAGAUCAUCACUCCUUUUAGGCGAUGAGUCUGCUUCCUCCUUUUAGUUUCUUCCCUAUCGUGAGUUGAUAUUUGAUAUGAAACUACUUUUGAAUAAAACCAUUGAGUGUUGGAACCUUGAUUUUGUGAAUGUGGAUGGAAGUUGUGCUAUGCGAUAAGUUUUUUUUCUGUUAGUGAACAAAAAAGAAAGCUGUAAUCUUGGUUCAACAUGAUCGCAAAUGCUCUGUUAUCUUUUGAUGCUUUCUUGAGAUUCUAGAAUUUCUUCUUUGAGUUGCUAAUAUUUUAUUUUUUAAUAACCAUAAUGAUAUAUAUUACAAUCGAG
Messenger RNA from Thlaspi arvense, 1441 nucleotides. Lineage: Eukaryota; Viridiplantae; Streptophyta; Magnoliopsida; Brassicales; Brassicaceae. The record is from the annotation of a GenBank genome assembly.